CAUGCUCAAUCCUGCUGCAGCCCUGACGUUGUGAAAAUAUCGUGGUGUUGCUGCGUCUGUCGUUCAUUCUUGCCCACAUGAAGCUUUUCCUCAGUGUUUGACUUCGUUAGCCUGGUGGUCCUCAGCACGUGUGGAGUGGGCUCACCCCCAGCCUGGUAUUGGGCGGUACCCAGUUCCACACUGGAAGAGGCUAAAAGUGACGUACUCUGAUCAGGCUCCAUCACUACGGCCACCGCGCUCCGCCGCCUUACACCCUCUCAGGGAUAAGACAGACGCAUUGCCAUUGGCAGUAAUAGAGUGGUGACACUGGAGACGGCGGGAGUCACUGUGAUCACGUAUCGCCGUAAACGUAUUUGAAGGGUUAACAGGAAGAAUUAUAAUUCCAGCGGUAACAAUGGAGGCACAACUGUCAGGCUGUUCCAAGGGCUACUGACAAUUAUUGGGAAAGCACGCCUACCCUGUAUGGCGUGUUCUUGAUAAAUGGAAUAAAAACUUAGGGACGAUACUCGGGAUCCCGUCUGGACCAGUGCACCUUCACACUCUACGGAGGCAACUGGAGGUUUACACUUAACGGUUUGCCACCGUGGUACUGAGGUUUGCUCUUAGUCUCCACUGUGAGGCUCAGCAGACCGUAACUAAGGCUGAUACACAUUUCCGUGGAGGUUACAAGAACCAAAAGAAAGCCAUUUAGUUUAUUGAUCCACAAAAUUAUUCCAUCCAAAAUCUAGAAGCAUGAAGCUGGAAUGCAAUUUUUUUGCUGGGUCUGCUCACAUUCUGAAUGAGGAGACUGUCAUGGAUGUCAUCAGGGAGAAGACCAAGGAUCCGGAACAGGAGGAUCCCUUUUAUGUACUAGAUGUUGGAGAUAUUGUUCAGAAGAUAAAGGUGUGGAAGUUGAAGCUGCCUCGAGUGAAGCCUUUCUAUGCUGUGAAGUGUAAUGACCACCCAACUGUUCUGGAAAUUCUUGCUGCUUUAGGAACUGGUUUUGAUUGUGCAUCAAAGAGUGAAAUUGAAAAGAUCCUUGAGCUGGGAGUUGAUCAGUCCCGUAUCAUCUAUGCCAACCCCUGCAAGCCAGCCUCUCAUCUGCGUCUGGCAGCUAAAUUGCAAGUCUCACUUAUGACUUUUGACAAUGAGACUGAACUUCACAAGAUCAGUGCUUACUAUCCUGAUGCAAAGCUUGUUAUUCGAAUUCGUGUUGAUGCAGCUGAUGCACAGUGUCCCUUAGGCAUGAAGUUUGGGGUGCUUCCUGAAGAUGCAGAAGCUCUUCUGGUUGCUGCUCAGGAUCUUGGAUUGAAUGUAGUUGGAGUGUCUUUUCAUGUUGGCUCAGGCUGCCAAGACCCUUCUAGCUUCUACCAAGCAAUUGCUUCAUCUAAAAUGGUCUUUGAAAAAGCUGUGGGCCUUGGUUUCAGCCCUUACUUGUUGGAUAUUGGAGGCGGGUUUCCUGGAUCAAGCAGCUCUUCUCUUGAUGAAUUUGCAGAGCCCAUUAAUAGAGCCUUGGAUGUAUUCUUCCCUGAAGGGUGUGGUGUUGAGAUCAUUGCAGAACCAGGUCGUUAUGUAGUGGCCUCAGCCUUUACCCUGGCAACUAGUAUUGUUGCAAAGAGGGAAGUCAGUGAUGCCAGUGGGUCGCUGGAAACCAUCAUGUACUACAUCAAUGAUGGGGUCUAUGGAUCAUUCAACUGCCUGCUCUAUGACCAUCAGAAGGUCCAUGCUGUUUUGCUUAAGAAACAUGAUAAAGAAACUCAUCUGCCGUGCUCUGUUUGGGGGCCAACCUGUGAUGGCAUAGACCAUAUAGUGUCAGAGAUGAGUCUUCCAAGACUUCCUUGUGGAGAGUGGCUGGUGUGGCCUGAGAUGGGUGCCUACACUCUUGUUGCUGCUGGAACCUUCAAUGGCUUUCCUGUUCCAAAAGUCAUUGUUGUUGUUCCUCAUCAUACAUGGUUGUACUUGGAAGAACAUCUUGGUCACAGUUUUUCCAUGGCAUCAGUUGAGGUUCAGAAUGAAAAAGCUUUCUUGGCUAAAGACCGACAUGAGAUGGCUGGGUCAUUGGCAGUGACGAAGAAUGCUGCCUCUCACUAUACUUGUGCUGCCAACACCUUGGGCCCUGUUACCAUGGAAGACCAUAUGGCACAACUGGCACUCAUUGGCAUCGGUGAAAUGUAAGGAUCAGCUAGCCAGAAUUUUAUAAGAGCAGAGGGAUAUUUUUAUGUAUGCAGCUUUUCAAGGUGGUUAUCAAGAGAUGAUGUACAAGUCUGUAAUGCAAGUUUGUUUCAUUAUAAGUAUGUGAGAUAAUUUUCUUGCCUUUUUUUUUUUUUUUUUUUUUUUUUUCUUUUUUUUUUUUUUUUUCCAAGGAGGUUAUUCAAUUGAGGUUAGUAUAUAAAACUAGUUGACAUCAGAAUCUUAUUCCCUGUACAUUUAGAUUAGUUGACACAAGAAGAAACAUCUGCAGUGGAUAUUGUUAUUGAAUGUAGAACACAGUUGCUUGCAUGCAAAUUUUACUAACAUCUAAGUUUAACAUUGUUUAUUCAUGUUGGGUAACAUGCAUUACUUUGAUUUGUACUGAAGCCUUUCUUCUUAACUUAGGUGUACCUGAUAACUCUUCUUGAAAAGUUUAGUUUGUUGAAAAUUUUGCUCUGCCUAGACUCUGGUUUUGGGAGACAUGCAGCAUAAUCUUAUUCAGGAGGUUAUUCAUUCAGUAUUUUUUAACGUAACUGAAAUUUUGUGUAUUGCCAGAGCAAACAUCACAGUAUUCUAUGGUAAGUUAUUUCAAUUCAUUGUGAUUUAAGAACAUUCAAAUCCAUGCUACAUUUUGUUUUCCAUCUGUGGUUGCAGGAAUAUUAUUUCAUUGUGAGAAAAAUUCUGAAGUUCCUCUAGAGUCUUUAGGUGAUGGCUCCUGGCAGUACUUAAUAGACAGCUUAUACAUUAUUGCUUAUAGAACAUCUUCAGGAGUUUUAGAUUGGUCCUGUAGUCUACCCCAUUCAGGCUGUAUAAAAACAACAAAAAGAUCCGAAGUGAUUAGUUCGUGUAAUUGCAGAUCUAUUUCCAGUAUUGAUAUAUCCAUUUGGCUCCACUUCCAGCUUAAUGAUAUCAAAGGUUUUCUUCUGGAACUUGUAACCCCAUGGCAAUGUGUAUCAAUGCCUAGCUUACGGUACUGCUUAGCAGUACUAUUUAAAUAAAUUGGCAAAUUAAAUAUAUUAAAUUUA
Molecule: messenger RNA, 3194 nt
Organism: Scylla paramamosain (green mud crab)
Lineage: Eukaryota; Metazoa; Arthropoda; Malacostraca; Decapoda; Portunidae
Product: ornithine decarboxylase-like
Exons: 11
Coding region: 733-2154 (473 amino acids)
Cellular component (GO): cytoplasm
Molecular function (GO): ornithine decarboxylase activity
Source: RefSeq, a predicted model, not a curated record